AUGAAACAGAAAAUUAAAAGAUUGUAUGAUAAAUUAUGUUCCAAAAUGAUUGAUUUUAAUAUAUCUGACUUAAAACAAAUUAAUGAAUCAACUUAUGCCAUCCCAAGUAUGACUACUAAAAAUGUGACAUAUUUAGUUGAUACUGAAAAUGGUGCUUGUACUUGCAAAAUGGGACAUGCUGGAUCAUUUUGCAAACACCAAGCUUGGAUCCAUAAACACAUUAAAGCUCAACUCCUAAAUUCACCUGCUGUCACAUUGGAAGAACGACAUGAACUUGCUGUGUUAGCUUUAGGAAUUGACAAAUGCCCUACACCAACUUUUUUUUGGGGUUUAAAGGAAAGUUUACAUAGCAAUUCAGAAAUUAUAUGUGAGGCAUCAAACAAAACAGUAAAUAGUUCAGAAUAUUGUGAAUCGGAAAUUAAUAAGCAAGGAAAACUUCAGUUGGAUCUUCAUGUUGAAAAUAACGAAUGUAUAAGAAAUGAAGCAACAACUUCGAAUGAAAUAUCAAGUUCAAGAUUACAAAAUAUGAUUCCUACACUACCAGAACCGAUACUGAACAAAUUAGGUCACAGAUUGAAAAAUAUUACAAACUCUUCUCAAUUUGCUAGCUUUAUGUAUUCGUUGAGUAUUAAAUCAACCAAUGUCAACAAAAGAAGAGGUCAAAUAAAAGUGCAACCUACAUCAAUAAGUCGCCGAAAGAAAGGCAUUACUAGAGGCUCUAGAAGAAUAAAUUCUGGUAAACGACCAAAUAAUCAGUGCUUAAAUACGAACCAACAAAGACCUCGUAACUUAGCUACAAUGUGGCUAAAAACCAAUUGA
Myzus persicae (green peach aphid) is the source of this 819-nucleotide messenger RNA. RefSeq lists its product as uncharacterized. Bases 1 to 819 code for a protein of 272 amino acids. The record is from RefSeq and is a predicted model, not a curated record. Gene Ontology annotation, molecular function: zinc ion binding. The transcript is spliced from 3 exons. NCBI's taxonomy places the organism in Eukaryota, Metazoa, Arthropoda, Insecta, Hemiptera, Aphididae.